Molecule: messenger RNA, 498 nt
Organism: Adineta ricciae
Lineage: Eukaryota; Metazoa; Rotifera; Eurotatoria; Adinetida; Adinetidae
Source: the annotation of a GenBank genome assembly
AUGGCCACUUCAGACAAAAAUGACAUCGAAGAAAAGCAAAGCGAGACGGAAAAUGUGGAAGGACAUGAUCCGGACAUUUCCUAUCAACUUCCAGCAGCGCCACCACCCUAUUCAUCAGUCGUAUCAUCGCAUGACGAAACGAAUCCAACGCCGAUGUAUAUGCAUCCAGCGCCGAACUUGUUGGUUAUUCGAAGUCGUCACCCGUACCCAAUUAUGCCACUAGCUGAAAGUGUCUUGGAAGAAGAAAUAGAAUAUAUCGAUAGUCACUUGGUAUGGUCAAGCAUCAGUCUAUUCAUGGGAUGUAUUGUACUUGGUGCUACAUCACUAUCACUUUCACUACUAAUAAAACGAUACAAACGAGAACGCAAUGUUCGACGUGCUAUAUGGCUGUCAAAAUAUGUUUAUAGGCUCAACAUCUUUAUUACAUUGGGCUUCUUGUUAUCAUCGUUAUUUCUGACUAUUAGUUUUGUUGCUGUUGCAGGAACGCGAGACGAUUGA